AGAAGAGAGAUCGAUAGUUUCGCGCGCACUUGCCCUGGUGAGCUGCGCGUCGAUCGUCAUCUGUUUCACGUCCAUUGUUUACACCUGUCUGGUUGCGCGCUAGGAGUCCGCCCGUUAUCAGACUCCAGGGCUAAGGAAUGUUUCGCGAGUGAAGAAACUAGACCCGAAAAUGCCACUGAACGCAGACGUGUCAACUGCCCUCCAGUUGUUGGAGGGCAUUCAGCAAUCAAUACAAUCCUGCGAUGAUCCCAAAUUGGAGGCUCAUGCUGCCGCUGACCUGAACCUCUUGAUCUCGGUGCUUGAAAACCCAGUAUUUAGAGGCAUCUGCACAAUGCAGGAUGCAUUGGGCGCGCUUAACAACCAGAUCCAAGCACACCCAUCCCUCUUACCGGGCGAUUUUGACCUUGACCCAGUUGGACACUUGGUUCUCAAAGUUAAUGAAGCCAAUGCUGGAGUUAUGUUUGAAGGAAGAGGUUUUGAGCCAGACGACCAAAGAGUUCCAGUAGCCAAGCUAUCUGUGAGCUCAUCAUCAGGAGAUGCUAAUUCGCCACUGCAGGUCACAAGUCCAAGUAUGAUGGUACUUGGGGAUGGAAUUCCACAGACGCCAAUAGUAACGCCUGCUUAUUCGCUUGAAUUCCAAAAGGCUAUUGAGGCAGCUGCAAUGGGCAGAGACGUGCACUGUAUUAAACUCUACAAACCUGAAGGCAGCAGUUUAGGGUUCAGUGUUGUAGGCGUCAACACGCAGGAUCAAGCAGAGCUUGGAAUAUUUGUCCAAGAAAUUCAACAUUCUGGCAUUGCUGGACGCUGCUUUAGGGAAAUAGACGGCCGUCUUCAAGUACAAGACCAAAUCCUCGCCAUCGAUGGACAACCGCUGGACGCUGACAUUUCUCACCAGCAGGCCAUUAGCAUCCUGCAGCAGGCGCGUGGCUUGGUGGAGCUGGUGAUCGCACGUCCGAGACCAUCAUCCGUGCUUGAUCAAUCUUCGUUACCUGCGUCUCUUACGCCUACCUCGCCUGCGGUAGCGCGCUCACCUUCGGCUACAUCGGACACAUCCAAGGCGGGAUCAGACAUGGUGCUGAACACCGAGUGGGCGCAAGUUGAAGUGAUCGACCUGGUGAAUGAUGGAUCGGGACUUGGGUUCGGCAUCAUCGGAGGGCGCAGCACUGGAGUCGUGGUCAAGACCAUCUUGCCUGGAGGCGUCGCUGACCGGGAUGCUCGACUGCAGAGCGGCGACCACAUUCUGCAGAUCGGCGAAGUCAACCUGCGCGGAAUGGGUUCAGAACAGGUGGCGGCCGUGCUGCGCCAAUCCGGGUCCCACGUGCGACUGGUUGUUGCCCGGCCAGUGGAGCCCACCUCGCCCGACUACCAAGCCAUUGGUAGCCACGCUCCGAUCGUGCCAACUAAGAUCCUGGGAGACGCCGAGGAGCUGGACCGACACCUCAUCCAGAACGGCUACGGCAAACCCAUUUCUUCCACUUCCACCAUGCCCUCUGACCUCGAGUACAACCGCGAGCUCUACAUUUACAAUCAGACGCACGACGGUGGCGAGAUCGAGCUGCAUCCACAGCCAGGAACUCUGAUGGACGUGGUGGGCAGCCAGCUGCCAGAUAUUUCAAUGGGCCUAUUGGGCUCGGAAGACUCGUCAGAGUCGCUCCCAGAAAUGGAUGUCUUCGAGGUUGAACUAAAGAAAGACUCUCACGGUCUCGGCAUUACCAUCGCCGGUUACGUCUGUGAAAAGGAGGAGCUGUCUGGAAUUUUCGUGAAGAGCAUAAGCAAGGGCAGCGCGGCGGAUUUGUGCCGGAAAAUCCAAGUCAACGACCGCAUCGUUGAAGUAGAUGGCCAGAGUUUGCAGGGCUUCAACAAUCACCAGGCAGUUGAGGUGCUGAGGGCAACUGGCCAGCUGGUUUGCCUUCGGCUCGAGCGCUACUUGCGCGGCCCCAAAUUUGAACAACUGCAGCAAGCAAUCGCUAACUCGGAGAAACCCACAACGCCCAACUCGCCUUCCAUUGUGUCGCUUCCACACGUUCCAAUUAGCUCAGCAGCAGAGACCGAAACCAUUAUUGAGCCUGACGGAGAGUCAAGAACCACUAUUGACUCGAUGUUUCUCCACGAAUCUACUUUAGGCCUGGAUUUGAACUCCGUAGAAGCCAGCAAUCCUUUAGUAGCGCUGGCCAAUGUCGAGAAACUGAUAGACCAACAGUUCGAUGGAGAAAUAUCGCCGGCUGUUGAAGACGCUUUGAUCGCCAAGUGGAGUCAAAUCAUGGGAACAGAAGCCGAAAUAGUGGUUGCUCAAUUGUCUAAGGGAGAAGGUGGAGGUCUCGGCAUCAGCCUUGAAGGGACCGUUGAUGUUGAAGGCGGGCUGGAGGUUCGACCGCACCAUUACAUUCGCUCAAUUCUGCCCGACGGGCCAGUCGGCAAAAACAAUCGGCUCAAGAGUGGGGAUGAACUCCUCGAGGUUAACGGCCGCAGACUUCUAGGCCUGAACCACGUGGAGGUAGUGUCAAUUCUAAAAGAUCUGCCUCUGCAUGUUCGGAUGGUUUGCGCAAGGAAACCAGGUGAAUCUGCACGCGUCAUUGACACGUCGCAAGAUCGCGCAGCCUUUGUCUCAAGGAGCAUCUUGGGUGGAAGUCUUCAGAAUUUAAUCCCAGCCUCUGAUCGGCUCGUGAAGGCCAAAUCUGAUGGCUCGUUGGCGUCCUCAGCCACCGUGGGAACAGACUCAAACAGUUUUUCACGCAUGAAAUCUCGUUCUCUUGAACCACUCACUGGUCUGGCAAUGUGGAGCUCUGAGCCACAAGUCAUUGAAUUGGUGAAGGGCGAUCGGGGCCUUGGAUUUAGCAUCCUUGACUAUCAGGAGCCAGAAAUGACGAGCAGCGCGUGUCGCUUUUCGCAGGACCCGAUGAACCCGGUGGAAACUGUCAUCGUGAUCCGCAGUCUGGUGCCGGGCGGCGUGGCACAGCAGGACGGUCGGCUCAUCCCAGGCGACCGGCUGCUGUUCGUCAACAACACGAGCCUGGAGAACGCGUCGCUCGACCGGGCCGUGCAAGCUUUAAAGGGCGCGUCGCGCGGCGUGGUGCGCAUCGGAGUGGCCAAGCCGCUUCCCCUGCCGGAUACAACCGGUGGCUCCUCACCGACAAGUCAGGGUCUGAUUUUCAACGACGACCAGCCCCUGCCUGACCAGGACGAGGUCGAAGUACCUGUUAGCAAUGGCGGCAGUGCCACAGUAGACGCGCGCUCCGUUUUGAGUAGUUGCAGCGGAGACGUUUCCCUCGGACUUGAGGACCAAUCGCAGGAUCCGGCACCACAUUCCCCAAAAAUUUCCAAACAAGACAUAUCGCAGGCAGCGGUUGAAGUACUCCUCUCCGAGAAGUUGCAGUUUCUUGAGCAGCAGGUGCCCAAUAUUGAUGGAAUUUCUGUCGAUGAAGAGGAAGAGUCGAGCCUCACUGAAGUGGAACAGGUUGAGGCAAUGAAAAAGAUGCCCAAGGUGGUAAAUUCAAGUGACCUGCCCGAGGUCGAGCAGCCACUUGAGAGCGCCCCUGCGGCGAAGGAGCCUGAGUCGCAGAAAGAGCCGCAUGUGGAGGAGUUGACCCCGGUGACGGCAGUCGAGAUGACGGUCCGCUUGCCAAAGGCGCCUCUGGAGCCGCUCGGCAUCGCCGUCGAGGCUGAGGCGGGCCUCUUUGGCGGCGCCCUCGUCAGCGCCGUGCUGCCAGGCGGCGCCGCUGACAGGCACGGAUCGCUCAAAACUGGCACUGAGUUGUUGGCAAUCAACAACGAGAACCUGCGCAGGGUCAGCCAAGCGCAGACCAGCGCCAUCCUCCGCAGAGCUGCCCUCCUUUCAACUGAAGUUAGUGUCACGUUUGUGCCUGCACCGCCCUUGGUGGAAUUCAGCCCCUCUGCAGACUGCCACCCCAUCCCCUUCGCACCUGCCGCCGCCGGUCUGCCCAGCAGCAAAACAGUGCCACCUCAGCUGCCUUCCGUCACACAGCAUCAAUCGUUGAUCUCACCAAGGAUCUUUCCAAACUACUAUCGCCCUCCCACGGUUCCGCCGCCUCCGCCGCCGCAGCCGCAGUCGGAAGAGGAGGAAAACCCUUCAAAUGAUGAAGAACGCCCUCUCAGCCGGACUGAAGGCGCUCUAGAGGAGGAGCAAGAGGACAAGACUGACGCCAAGGAGUGCGUGACUGUGAUCAGCGUUGACCACGGCGCACCGCCGCCGCCGCCACCGCCCACGUCUCUACCCCCUCAGGUGCCAUUACCGCCUCCAAACCCGAGGCCAAGAAGCAGAUCACGAACCGAGAUUUUGAUUGGAAGUGACGACUUGCCGAGGAUUCAAAGCGUUGAGAUUUCUGCACCUGUUGGCCCGGCAGCAAGUCGGUUGCCCGAGGAGCGCAAGCCUAAAAUGACAAUUACCCAGACUUCGGCGGCAGGAAAACCAGGGCCCAACAUGGCUAAGCAUUGGGGUCCCGAACGUCUUGUUGAAGUGCCAAGAGAGCCAAACACUAGCCUUGGCAUCAGCAUUGUCGGUGGAAAGGUGGACUUAUACAGUGCAGGCCCAGAUAGUGGCUCUGCCAUAUCCGGAAUUUUCAUCAAGAACGUGCUGCCUAAUAGUCCCGCUGGCAGGACUGGAGAGCUCAAGACAGGCGACCGCAUUUUGGAGGUGGACGACGUUAACCUCCGGACGGCCAGCCAUGAAAGGGCAGUUGAAGUUAUCAGAGCCGCAGGGAACCCUGUCAGGUUCCUUGUGCAAUCAUUGAUCCAAUGGACCAUGGACAGUGAGACGGAGAGCUUAGGCGGUCCGUCCACCUCGGCCACGCCUCUUGGAUUCAGGGAAAAAAGUAUCCCUCCUGAAGUACCUAUGUCGGUAACUCCGCUGCCUGAGUUGAUUCAGGAGGGCAUUGACGACCUGGCGAAGCAAGGCCAGAACCAUGUUAGCGAAUCAGUGGGAAACGAAAAUGCUGCGCCCGCACCCAGCAAGCCGGAAGCCCCCAAGAAAGCAGAAAAGAAGUACUCAAGUGACGAAAGUUCAGAUGAUGAGGACACGAGAGACAUGGAAGGUCGAACCACCACGAAAGGGGGAGAGGAGAUUAUGAGAUCCAGUGCUGGAAAUGUCAAACGAACAGCUGAAGAGAUUGCUGCUGAUCCGGAGCAGGAGGACAUCUACGGAUACACCAUCAAUAAAGUGAAGAAGAAGUACGGAGCUCUGCCUGGCACACUCAUGGUCGCGGCCCUGGAAAAAGGUCAACAUGGGCUGGGCAUCAGCUUGGCCGGCCACAAGGAUCGAACCCGGAUGGCAGUGUUCGUGUGCGGCCUUAACCCCCAAGGAACCGCCUCCAAGGAGGGCACCCUCAAAGUCGGAGACGAAAUUCUUGAAGUCAAUGGCUGUGUCGUGCAGGGAAGAUGUCACUUAAACGCCUCCGCAAUGAUCAAGGGCCUCGCCGGGCCGCUCUUCAAGGUGAUCGCUCUGAGACGAGAUUCAGCGCUUGGAGAGCUGGCCGUAAAACCAAUCACUCAGUUCCCGGUUACCUUGGAUGAUGAGACCAUCGAGGAGAGGUAUGCCAAAUUCAAAAACCUCAAAACUGUGACCAUCAAGAAGGGCCCCCAAGGCCUGGGCAUCAUGAUCAUUGAAGGAAAACAUGCCGAAGUCGGGCAGGGUAUUUUUAUCUCUGACCUCCAGGAGGGAAGUGCAGCUGAACAGGGCGGAAUCACCGUCGGAGACAUGAUUCUCCAGGUCAACAAAGACACGCUCGUGGGUUACAAUUACGAUUCUGCCGCUGCCUUGCUGAAGAGAACCGAAGGUGUCGUCACCCUGGUUGUGUGCAGCCCCAACAAAAAAGAAACCAAACCAGGUUCUAAAUCGUCGUCCGUCUACUUCUCAACGAAUUCCGCAUCCUUGCCGUCGAAACCGUCGCACCUACCUGUCACGACGUCACGCUCACCUUCGACUCCGUCGGCGUCGCCGCUGCGCGGAUCCAUCUCGCCUGCAAUGGCAACCAUGAACUCGCGCCCGAAAUCGCCGCAUUUGCGCAAUACAGAGGAACCACCUGAGCCCCCAGCGGACCCCGCCACCUGUCCUAUUAAGCCCGGCAAGGAAACCACUAUCGAGGUCAACAAGGACAAAAUGGGUCUCGGCCUUAGCAUUGUCGGCGGUUCGGACACCCUUUUGUCGGCAAUCAUCAUCCACGAAGUUUACCCUGACGGUGCUGCUGCCAAGGACGGACGCCUUCGACCUGGUGAUCAAAUUUUGGAGGUGAACACAGAAGACUUUAGGAGUAUCACACAUACCAAAGCGUUAACCGUUCUCAGACAAACUCCAGCUAAGGUAAAAAUGGUGGUGCUACGUGAAGAAGCUGCCAAGGAGGAAGACCGGUACGAUGCAUUGGACGUUGAAUUGGUCAAGAAGCCCGGCAAGGGAUUGGGUCUCAGCAUAGUUGGCCGCAAGAACGGCACUGGUGUGUUCAUUUCCGACGUGGUGCACGGCGGUACUGCGGAAGCUGACGGUCGCUUGAUGAAGGGCGACCAGAUCCUGGCAGUCAACGGUCAAGACCUAAAGAGUGCCUCACAAGAAGAAGCUGCCGCCGUCUUGAAAACGGUGGCCGGCAAAGUUAACAUGAAGCUCGGCCGCUUGAAACCCGCGCGGAAAGGUGGUGCUGCCAACGGCACUGACAAGUUGGAGCCUGAAGAGCCUCCGCUGGACAGACUAACGCCCCCUCCCAUUCCGCCCCUGCCGACCGCCUCGUCCAUCGCUGCCGCCGCUUCCGUUGCCACCCCUCCGCCCCCGCUAGCGUGCCGCGAGGUGCGGCUGGCCCGCGGGCCGGACGGCCUCGGCUUCAGCAUCGUCGGCGGGCACGGCUCUCCGCACGGCGACUUGCCCAUCUUCGUCAAGACCGUGUUUGAGAGCGGCGCCGCCGCCACCUCCGGCGCCAUUCGGCGCGGCGACCAAAUCGUCGCCGUGGACAACGUCUCGCUGGAGGGGCUGACGCACCACGAGGCCGUCGCCAUCCUCAAACACGCCACCGGCUCCGUCGUCACGCUCACCAUUAAGCCGUGAACAGUUUCAAUUCGAAAAUUCUUCCAUCGCUCCACUCUUGUCGGCUGACAAAGAUGCCUCAAAGUGCCAUUUUUCCACUCCUCAAUUUCGCAACCCCUUCACUUUCCUUGAAAGAUCCGUUUAAAGGGAAUAAUCGGCUCCGUCAUUAUUUCCAGAUCUCAUCUCUCUGUCUCAAUCUCAUCCUAUCCUCUCAUCCCGACCAAAAGUGAACCGGGGGGGAAAUGGCAUUUUGACAAAUCAAGCUGAACCAUCACUUUGAUUCGAGAUCUCGGUAUUUUUUAAUGUGCAGUGCUCGGCAAUGAAAAAGAACGCUCGGAUUAUUUUAGCAAAAUGGGACCAUAGGAGUGAUGUGACACAAAUAGUUUUCUCUGCUACUUUGUACAUAAUUGACACGGAUACUUAAUUGCUAAAUUAAGGAUCGAGCUCGGUUGUGUUGUUAUAUUUUACGCCCCUUUCCCCCUUUUUAAGCCGCUGAAAUUGAUAUAAAUGACACCUGUCCGCUCUCGUUACACGAAAUUGUUGUAUGAAAACCCCCUCGACUCUGCGAUAUUUAUAUACACUGGAAAAGACUCCUGACUAACUAAAAGAAUGUUCGCCUCAACGAGAUGUAAUUGUCAUUUAACUAAGUUGUAAAAGGCAAUAAUGAAUGUUCUUGUAUGCAAGAGGAAAGCUUUUUAUUACUGUAGAGUGAAUCUCUUUUUAUUAUUGACUACUACUCAAAAGAGAGGAAAACAAAGCGGUAGACUUCUUAAAUUAUCCAAUGGUUACUAAGAUGUAGCAGCUCUAUUGUUAUGAAGUUUAAUAUAAAUUCAAAGUGGUUAAAAAUAUACUUAAUUAUAAUUUAAAAAGCAAACAUCAAGUUGAAAACCUGCGGCCAUAUCAAACUACAAAUUACUUAUUGAGAAUGCUUAUUAAUUGUUUUUAAUGUGGAAAAAGAAAGAGGUUAUAUAUUAUAUGAGAGAUUAAACUCUGUUCAAGUUGUAUCUUCUGCCAUUGUGUGUGCCGUACUCUUAGGAAAUGAUAGAACUCUUUAUUUACUCAGUUGCAAAGACUCUUAUGUUAAUGUUGGUACGAUGUUUAAACUACUUUUUUCCCUAGCGGAAAAGAGAAUUCAACAAAUUUUAAAUGUGAAUGAAAAUUAAUAAAAA
Messenger RNA from Cloeon dipterum, 8190 nucleotides. RefSeq names its product multiple PDZ domain protein-like. NCBI's taxonomy places the organism in Eukaryota, Metazoa, Arthropoda, Insecta, Ephemeroptera, Baetidae. Bases 170 to 7042 code for a protein of 2290 amino acids. The transcript is spliced from 40 exons. Gene Ontology annotation, molecular function: protein binding. The record is from RefSeq and is a predicted model, not a curated record.